Molecule: messenger RNA, 685 nt
Organism: Prunus avium (sweet cherry)
Lineage: Eukaryota; Viridiplantae; Streptophyta; Magnoliopsida; Rosales; Rosaceae
Product: ras-related protein RABH1e
Molecular function (GO): GTP binding; GTPase activity
Source: RefSeq, a predicted model, not a curated record
UCCUCGGCACCAUAUAUAAAACGCUGAACUCAAAAACACGAAAAAGGAAAAACGAAGAAGAGAAAAAACAAAGGCGUUAAGUCAUUUUCCUCUUUGCUCUUCUGAGAUUCAGAUCCAAAUAUCCACAAAAGAAGGAAACGUGGGAGGGAGCUGAACAAUCUUGAAAAUGGCGACGGUGUCUCCUCUGGCUAAAUACAAGCUGGUCUUCCUGGGCGAUCAGUCCGUCGGAAAAACCAGCAUCAUCACCCGCUUCAUGUACGACAAAUUCGAUACCACCUAUCAGGCUACGAUUGGGAUUGAUUUUCUGUCGAAAACGAUGUACCUUGAAGAUCGGACAGUUCGUUUGCAGCUUUGGGAUACUGCAGGGCAAGAAAGAUUUAGGAGUCUCAUUCCAAGCUACAUCAGGGAUUCUUCUGUUGCAGUGAUUGUUUAUGAUGUAGCUAAUAGACAGUCAUUUCUGAACACUAAUAAGUGGAUAGAGGAAGUACGGACAGAACGAGGAACUGAUGUCAUUAUCGUGCUUGUGGGGAACAAAACUGAUCUCGUUGAUAAAAGACAAGUCUCUAUAGAGGAAGGGGAUUCCAAAUCUCGUGAGUUUGGAGUCAUGUUCAUUGAAACUAGUGCAAAAGCAGGAUUUAAUAUCAAGCCUUUAUUCCGCAAGAUUGCUGCUGCAUUACCAGGGAUG